This is a messenger RNA of Lytechinus variegatus (green sea urchin), 2149 nucleotides long. RefSeq names its product PDF receptor-like. Gene Ontology annotation, molecular function: G protein-coupled peptide receptor activity. The transcript has 11 exons. Gene Ontology annotation, cellular component: plasma membrane. NCBI's taxonomy places the organism in Eukaryota, Metazoa, Echinodermata, Echinoidea, Temnopleuroida, Toxopneustidae. Bases 133 to 1215 code for a protein of 360 amino acids. Gene Ontology annotation, biological process: adenylate cyclase-modulating G protein-coupled receptor signaling pathway; cell surface receptor signaling pathway. The record is from RefSeq and is a predicted model, not a curated record.
CCAGAAGAGGGUUAUUGCCUACCAGAAUGGGACAAGACCGUAUGUUGGCCUCUCACCGCAAUCAACCAAUCAGCAACCUUGCCAUGUCCACCAAUCUUUCCACAAAUCGAUCCAACGAAAUCGUUCACUCGGAUGUGUGAGAGUGAUGGUACAUGGGAAGAAGGACUUAAUUACCGGCAAUGUUUCAAGAAUAUAGGCCGAGAUGACACAUCGUUUACACGCAAUGCAACAGAAGCACAAUUACAGUUUUAUAACAGUGUUAUAAAUGGGGCAAAAUUAAUGGAAUUGAUUGGUCUCUUCUUGUCGUGGACCGGACUCGUGGUGGCGCUAUUCAUUUUCUAUUAUUUCAGAAAUCUCCGAUGCCAUCGAACGAAGAUCCAUCAGCAUCUCUUCAUCGCCUUCAUCUUCCGCCUCACCAUCGAGAUCAUCCUGGGUGUGGACCGUUUCAACAGCAAACUUGCCUCAUCGCAAGGAUACGAGAGGCAUAACAGUAUUCAGAAUGUGGCGCCACUUUGUAAAACUUUUGAAGUUCUGCGGGAAUACACAAGAAUAUGCACCUUCGCUUGGAUGUUCAUUGAGGGGAUCUACCUCAAUACAUUACUUUCUUCUGCUGUAUUUGGAACGCCCAAGUUCGUCCUCUUUUAUAUCAUCGGAUGGGCCAUCCCGAUAGCGUUUGUGAUCGCAUGGGCGAUCGUUAUGGAUCUCACCGCAGCAAAGCUUUCUGGAUGUUGGCAUGGUCAUGUUGAUUCUAUCUGGUACUGGGUCUUCAUUGAGAUUCCGCGCAACCUCAUGCUUGUGGCAAACGUACUGUUCCUAUUUAACAUCAUCAGAGUACUGGUGACCAAGCUUCGGGAGAGUAAUACCAGUGAUACCAAGCAAGUCAGGAAGGCUCUCAAAGCAGCAAUAGUUCUUCUGCCGUUGCUUGGGAUCGCCAACUUGGUGUGGUUGAUCCCUCGACCGAAGCCUCAAGAUGACAAGUCCUUCAUCCUCAUUUAUCAUUAUCUCUUCCUCUUCCUCGAUGCCUACCAAGGAUUCUUCGUAGCAGUUCUCUAUUGUUUUGUCAACGCAGAGGUGAGAGCCACCUUAAGACGGAAGUGGAGUGCUUGGAGGAACAGUCGAAGUCCUCACCAUCACAGAGGUCAUUCCAUCGUUACCACGGCAACAGACAUCCGUAUGUCUCUGUUUGACAAUGGUCACGUGCCAGCGGAAACGUGACAUGACAAUGGUUCAAGACAACGGCACGACAAAGGUGGCAGUCAAUAACGUGGUCGAACUCUGAAACUAUAACGGUCUCUUUCAGCGUGCGAGAAUUCCCGACGGUGUCGAGAAAAGCAGAGGAGUUGACGUCAUUGUCAUUUCGGACUAAAAUCGGAAGAAAAAACGAUGAAGAACGUCUUAAGCAGAAUUGGUACAAAAGUUGGAGAAAUAAAGACUUUUUCGUAUGUAUUAUAUUUUGCUCCGAGGGAAGCAACAGUUGCAUAUGUUUCUCACAAAACAUCUAACUGGGAACAUAAACAGAUGCAAUCCAAAGACUUCAAAAGGAUUGAGAAGGGACUAGUCAACUAAGUGUUGUCGCAGUGAAACGAAAGUGGCAAAAUAUGUUUAAAACCAGAGCAUUGCGUAGACGAUUUUUUUUUUACAUAUAACUUAUAUAGAAAAUAUAUGUACAUGAGGUUGCCGUGAUUUUUUAUGCACUUUAUAUGAACUGCGCUGAAGCUUUGAGGUCAAAUUUAUUCAUCCUUGGGACUUUUCCACAAAUUUUUGCCGAAUUUUGCAGCUUAGAGUUGAAAUCGCAGAAUUCUCAUGGUAGUCUAGGAAAUAUUUCAUUGGACAGAUAUUUCGCAAAGAAGCGAUUUGGGUUUAUAGGAAUAUUCAGCCGAUGCAUUCAUGGGUGGGGUGGUGUUGUAUAAUAUGGGAGCAUGCCAAUGACAAUAAUGAGGCAGUGCAAAAAUAAUAGUCAAAUGAAUUAGAGGCAAAUUUUGGAGUAUGAUUUAAAGUUUUCUCUAAUGUUUAGGAUAUGGGAGUUAGCUAGUUUAAUGAAGUAACGGAAUACUAUCUAUGAUGGUCUGAUUGCUGUUUGCAUUAUGACGAUGACGAUGAUGGUGAUGAUGAUGAUGAUGAUGGUGGUGGUGGUGAUGAUGAUGAUGAU